This is a messenger RNA of Suillus clintonianus, 1542 nucleotides long. RefSeq lists its product as uncharacterized. NCBI's taxonomy places the organism in Eukaryota, Fungi, Basidiomycota, Agaricomycetes, Boletales, Suillaceae. The coding region runs from base 1 to 1542 and encodes 513 amino acids. The record is from RefSeq and is a predicted model, not a curated record. The transcript is spliced from 12 exons.
AUGGCAACCCCAUCUUCACCAUCUUCUGCAAUCACUGCCCCGCCGGACUAUCAUGAAACCGCUGUGACGUUCGCCAAACUUGCCACGGAGGCUAUGACCUGCCACUUUGCCCUCUUGCAUUAUGACAGCACGUCGAAAUCAAUGAUUGAAUGGUGCUGGCCUGACGAUGACAAGGGACAGAAAGUUCCGCUAUCGGACUUUGAGAAGUACCGCGAUGAACAGGCAGCAGUGUACCCCUGGAGGGAUAAGGAUACCAAUAAGACUCAAUGGAAUGCUAGAUGCGCACGCGAUAUAUGUGGGUAUCGAGUGAAAAUUGACAAAUACUAUGACCGGUCGUCACUAGUUACUUUCAAUUAUCCUCUUCGAGAUUGUCCAGAAGAGCACGAUAAACCGUGCUCUAUCCAACUGGAAUGGGCCUGGAGGGAGCAAAAAGAAUUGAUGGCGAAACUCGACUCCUCCAUUGGCGAUGGCAUUACGAGGGAAGAGUUCCGCAUUCUGUUUAGACGCUGCAAGCGAUGCAAGCGAGUUGGAAUAAGGCAGACGAUGAACCGCCAUAUCCUGGCCUGUUCAGAAGGGGUGCAAAAGCGACAUCCCAAGCGGGAGUCGUUAUCGAUGAAGCGUUAUCGGCUACCAAUGUUUAAACGUUUAGACUGUGUCAAAGACAUCACUACUCUCCUGAGCAUCCGACAUUCUCAAACACCACUAAUUCAGCGCUACGCCCGCUUCAAAGAUGGGCAAAGGGAGGUGUGGGGGAUGGAUACCGCUCAGUUGGAGGGAUGGCCAUAUUGGAGGGAGAUAAAACACGGUGCUUCGUCCAUUCCGCAACAAGUGACAGGCACUCACUACAUUUCCAGCCGGCAGUUUCAUGCAUGGUAUGAUACAAUUUCUGUCCCAGCUGAGUGUAUUCUUACAAUUGCAGAGUUAUGUGACGACUUGAGACACAGUCCGAAGGGGAGAGGGAAAGAUACGAUAUGGCUUGCACUAUCGUCGAGCUUCGGAGACAGCAGGGCAUCGAUGCAGAGGAAGAGAAAGACUGGGAAAUCUUGUUCCGUGAAGGCAUCUACUAUGCAUAUCUCUCCUACCACUGGUCGAACAUCUGUUCCCCUUUCUGUUUUACAGGAAGCCCAUUGGGACCAAUCAUCACUGCGAUGUCAAAUCACAGCUAGACACAAUACGAACACUUCUUCCUCAUCCCCAUCCUCAAGCCCUCCACCUUUGCGAGAGAAGGAACUUGGGUUAUCCAUCACGACUGCAGAGAUUCUUGCUCGAUUGCCAGCUCUGAACUCUCCACCCUCGGCAGAUGAGGCUUUUUUUUACAGAGGGCAGCUUCACAUGAUGGACCGUACUUCCUACAUAGCGGGUCUUUCGUCAGAGUUGUUCGUCGUCGUCUUGGUCGUUCGCGCCAUUCGAAUAUUAUUUGUCCUAUGCCAUUCUAGCAUAGUGACAGGACUGAACGCGGUUCGUGCACGACCAGAUUGUCAGGCGAACCUUUUGAACACCGGAUUCCCAAAUAAGACCGACAACCAACUCUUCGAAGAUUGA